UUUGUCACCUUGACGAGUCGCGUCCUUGGCUUGUGUCGGGCGGUGGAUGUUUAACCGGGCGCCGCGGCCUCUCCGGAUUGCGCAAGUCUUCCUGGGAGGUGCGGCGGAGGGGCCACUUGCAUGGCCUGCCCGCCAGGCAGGCUUCCUAUAGGCUGCAGCUCACUUCCAGUGGGGGGGGUCAAAGCGGAGCACCUGCACAGGUCGGCCUAACGCUCCUUUCAGGUCUUCAUCAGAUUCCUUGCAGGAGCAGUGGAGGGAAGAUGGGUGAUGCUGCGUUGAGCAACGGGCUGACGGCCGAUGUGAAGAGCAUGUCACGCCUAAAUGGGGACCUGGCUUCGCCUACUCUCACCAUCGACUCCACUUCAGAGUCCAGAAGCGGGACACGGAGCGGAACCUCGGCUGAAGAACAGGACAGACCCAACCCAGAGCCAAAGGCCAUACCGUUGAGGCCGCAGGUUGUCGCGGCGGCCGCCCUGACUCCGGCAGAGCAGCUGUGGACCACCAGCAGGGACCAGGCGGUCAGGCUGAGGAUGGAGGCCUCGGGGCCCGCGGCGGACACCCCCAUCACCGUGCAUCAAAUGUUCCUGGAGACGGUGGAGAGCUUCGGGAGUCACCCGGCCUUGGCCCACAAGAAGGAUGGCCAGUGGGUGACGCUGACCUGGAGGCAGUACUACGACCAGUGUCGAGCAGCCGCCAAGAGCUUUCUGAAGCUGGGCCUGGAGCGGUACCACGGCGUGGGGAUCCUGGGGUUCAACGCCCCCGAGUGGUUCAUCGCGGACAUGGGUUGCAUCUUCGCCGGGGGCCUGGCAACGGGAAUUUACACUACCAACUCACCCGCAGCUUGCCAGGACGUGGCGGCAAAUUCAGAAGCCAACAUCCUGGUCGUGGAGAACCACAUGCAGCUACAGAAAAUCCUGCAGGUCAAACAUGAGCUGACACAUCUUAAAGCGAUUGUCCAAUAUAAAGGAGAGCUGCAGGAGAGGCUACCAUCCCUCUAUACGUGGGCAGAAUUCAUGAAGCUGGGCCAGGAUAUCCCCGACAAAGACCUGGAUGAUUCCAUCAAUAGUCUUCGAGCUAACGAAUGCUGUACCCUCAUCUAUACGUCAGGAGCCACUGGUCCGCCGAAAGGAGUCAUGCUGAGCCACGACAAUCUCACGUGGACGGCCCAACAAGCAGGACUCAUAGUCGACCUGAAAUAUGCUGAGGAGUCUGUGGUCAGUUAUUUACCGCUCAGCCACGUGGCAGCACAAGUCAACGACAUGUACAUAACCAUGAGGUUUGGUGCCACCACCUAUUUCGCAGAACCCGACGCCCUCAAGGGAUCAUUGGUAACCACAUUAAAAGAGGUGUCUCCUACCUCCUUCCUUGGAGUUCCUCGCAUUUGGGAGAAGAUGGAGGAGAAAAUGAAGGCUGCUGGAGCCAAGGCGUCCCCACUGAAGAAGAGAGCAGCCAACUGGGCCAAGUCCAUCGGACUGCAGUACAACAACAGCGCCAUGCACGGGGAGAAUCGUGUUCCAUGGGGCUUCACACUGGCUAACCAAGUGGUCUUCAAGAAGGUGCAAGCCGCCCUGGGCCUGCAGCGCUGCAGGAUAUUGUUCACAGGCUCGGCCCCCAUCUCCAAAGACACACUGGAGUUUUUCAUGAGCCUCAACAUGCCUUUGAUGGAACUGUACGGCAUGAGCGAAAGCAGCGGUCCGCACACCGUCUCCACACAUUCCGACUACCAGACGGGCAGCUGUGGGAAGGCCAUGCCGGGCUGCAAGGUCAAGCUGGACAAUCAAGACAACAAAGAGAACGGCGAGAUCUGCUUCUGGGGCAGAAACAUCUACAUGGGCUACCUCAACAAGCCUGACAAAACAGCAGAGGCGCUGGACCAAGACGGAUGGCUGCACUCUGGUGACCUGGGAAAGUUUGAGCGAAACUUCCUGUUUAUCACAGGAAGGAAAAAGGAAAUCCUCAUUACUGCAGGAGGCGAGAACGUGGCGCCCGUGCCGAUCGAGAACUCGGUGAAAGCUGAGAUGAACAUCGUCAGCAACGCCAUGCUGAUUGGCGACAGACGCAAGUUCCUGUCCAUGCUGCUCACGCUCAAAUGUGUCGUGAAUGAAAACGGCGAACCGACGGACCAGCUGACCGACGAGGUCAUGGAAUUCUGCCAGCAGAUUGGCGUCAGCGCCACCAGGGUGUCAGAGAUCAUUGACAACAAGGAGCCAGCCGUAUACAAGGCCAUCCAGGAGGGCAUGGAGCGCAUCAACGCCAAGGCCAUAUCCAAUGCCCAGAAGGUCCAAAAGUUUGUCAUCCUGGCAAAAGAUUUCUCCAUCCCUGGAGGGGAGCUCGGCCCCACUAUGAAGCUGAGGAGACCCAUUGUUCUCAACAUGUACCUGGACAAAAUCGAUGAGAUGUACGCCGAGGAGAAAAAAUAGCCACAGAAGAGCUCCAGCAAAUGUGGAAUUGAAGAAGAAAUGGACAAGUUUGUAGCUGAAAAGAAAAAGCUCCUCAUGAUUUUUGUUGUUCUUCUGGAACAUUCUUUAAGCUCGUCUUAAAUAUAUUUACUAUGCACUUUUUGUAAAUAAAACCAGCCAAUAACGGCUACAGUGCAACACGAUAGGGCAAGGCUCACUUGUCAACAUAUUAAGAACACCACUUAUGGUAACGUUAAAUAAAUCAUCAACAUACUCUUUGUAUGAUAAAUGUCAUAAAAACACAAUCAAAGUCCUCAUGAAGGGUUUAUUUUGGGAUUAUAUUAGCCUCAUAAAUUGGCUGGUGAGAGACUGCAUGAUCAAUAAUCUUGCAAAAUUUAAACUCAGAUGUCAGAUUUUUUUACAGGAUCCCCAAAUGUCAGAAUAAACUGCUCUAAGCUACUUUAAUCAUCACUAAGCAGUUGCACAAUUUCAUAACAAAUAUCUAUAAUUAUUAUUAUUUUCCAUGUACAGUAUAUGUCAUCAUCAUGGCAAUGUAUCUUUAAUGUUGUUUUUUUUUCUCCUGUAAGGACUCCUAUAUAGGAGUAAAUGUCUAUUUUUGUGAUAAAUAUAUUGCAUCUAACAGAA
This is a messenger RNA of Doryrhamphus excisus (bluestripe pipefish), 3044 nucleotides long. RefSeq names its product long-chain-fatty-acid--CoA ligase ACSBG2-like. The record is from RefSeq and is a predicted model, not a curated record. NCBI's taxonomy places the organism in Eukaryota, Metazoa, Chordata, Actinopteri, Syngnathiformes, Syngnathidae. Gene Ontology annotation, cellular component: endoplasmic reticulum; membrane. Gene Ontology annotation, molecular function: long-chain fatty acid-CoA ligase activity.